Fonsecaea multimorphosa CBS 102226 is the source of this 3120-nucleotide messenger RNA. RefSeq lists its product as uncharacterized. NCBI's taxonomy places the organism in Eukaryota, Fungi, Ascomycota, Eurotiomycetes, Chaetothyriales, Herpotrichiellaceae. The transcript has a single exon. The coding region runs from base 1 to 3120 and encodes 1039 amino acids. The record is from RefSeq and is a predicted model, not a curated record.
AUGGCUCCACGAGUACGGCCGACCGCAACUCCGACUCGGAGAGGGACAAGACCUUCCGCCAUGAGGACGCCCGCAGUGCCACCGGCUCCAGCAGGACCAUCGGCUCCAUCAGGAAGCACAUCCCAAUCUGCAACACAGGGAGCCACGCAGGGAGCCACGCAGGGAGCCACGCAGGCAGCCACGGGGAGAGCAACAUCCUCCAGGCCAUCUCGCAGCAAAUCGCCCUCGAAGCGUGCAACAACUACCGCACCGUCUAGACGCACUCCGGCAAGAUCAGCAUCACCCAAGAAAAACCCCAAAGCCACACCGGCGAAGAAAACGCCUAGGACGACCAAACGCACCAAGGCAACGCCAAAAGCCAACAAGAAAGAUGACAAAGACACGGAAGAUGAGGAACCACCUACCGCACCUGACAACAAUGAUGACAAUGGCGAAACAGACAUACCUAUCAAACGUGAAAGCGUGUCUCCGCCUAUCAAACGCGAAAGCAAGUCUCCCACUUCCAGCAUCAGGUCGGCUACACCAACUCCGGCUUCAAAGACCGCCAAAGCCAAGGCAGGCAAGAAGAAAACAAAGUCUUUGGAUCAACAGGCGUAUAUAAAUGUCGAGAGCUCAGAAGACGAGGACAUAUCAACAGAGCAAGCCGCGCCCACUCCCAAAGGGAAAGAAAAGGCGGUGGCGAUCAAACAGGAGCCCUUGAGCGAGGAGGAAAACGACAUAGAACAGGAAGAGCCUGUUGCAAAGACUCCCACCCGCAAAAGGAAGACCAGACCAUUUGAUGACCAACCUUACAGGUCUAAUGGAGAAGAUUCAGAGGACGACGACGACGAAGAACUCGAUGAUAACGUCCCUGGAGAUUUGCCGCCCAAUCCACCCCCAAGAAUCACUCUCACAUUCAGUCAAGACCAGCACGACCGUCAGAUGCGAGAGCUUGCAGAAAGACGAGCCCGUGAAUCAUCUCCAUCUCCCAGCUCGUCAUCGUCUAGCUCGUCGGCGUCUUCCAACUUGUCGGCAGGUUCUCCCAGACCGGCUCCCCAGCAAGGCAGAGGUUCCCCUGCGAAGCGUCAACGAACGACAUCACCCAUGGUCGCCGGUCCCUCACGCUCUCGCAGCAGAACUCCUCAGACUCAGACUGUGGAUCCCAAUGACCCGCUUGUCCUCGCGGAGAAACUAUUUGCGGACAUUGAAGAGGUACCAAGGGCACUGGAUCUCGACGAAAUCGGCGCUCUCUUCAUGAUCUUGCAAGAGAAGAUCUCGCGGUUCUGCAGCAACCAUUUCGACUUCGAACUCACGGCAGAACAAGAGAAGGCGUGGCCCAUGCAUCUCUUAGCCACCAAGUACUUGUCGCUGAUGCUGAUGACGCAAAGAAUCGCCGAUGGGAGCGAAUACGGCUGGCAGAACUUCUUCACAAAACGCGAACACCGACGGCAUCUCGUCCACGGCAUCAUCGGCGAAUGGUUCCACCAACGUAUAUUUAAACAUACCGCUUUCAGCAUCCCUGGCGACAAAGUCCGCGAACUCGAAGACAUUGACCACAAGUAUCUCCACUACGAUGCCUUUGUGCGCAACAAGAAGAAGGCCGAGUGUCUCGAGGAACUCAAAAUCGGCGAAGAAUAUUUUCCUUCGAACGAUUUCCCGAACAACUACGAGCAUCUGGACAAUCUGGAGAUCGCCGCUCGGAGGAUGGCCACCAACUUGCUGCUUGUCAUGGAGCCACUCCUCCCGCCUCCGUUCUUUGACCCCCUCGUGCCCAGAUGGAGACAGUCAUCGAAAGUCAGGGAUGAAGGGGCCGAAAUGCGGUUUCAGAUCUGGCUCGACCUCGUCGCGUUGAUCAGGAUGGCUGGCAGUCUGCAUCUCUGUAUCCGCUUUGCUGGCAUCAACGGCGUCGUCGUGCGCAUCGCACCACACGUUCCCAAGGGUACCACACUGCGCCGGGACGACGCAGAGAGGAACAUUUGCGUCAAUGCCAACUGGUUAAAUGUGCAAACUGAUCGAUCUGUGAACGCAAACGAUCAGUUGCAGGUGCGGAUGACCUGCUUUGGACGAGUCGAAGCUGUUGUCCCGCACGGCGCGGACGUGCUCGAACUCGAACAGGAACAGGAAGCAGCUCGAGCAGCAGGGAGAGAACUCACCCGAGAAGAAGCCGAGGAACGACUCUUCAACCUGUAUCCAUAUGACUUGCAAGAGACGGACGCCGGAAGGGAUGCCGUUGCGGAUCUGCCACCGAUCCCAGGCACAGAGUGGUCCACGGCUAUCCUCAAGGCCGGCAUUCAGGAACGUCAAGACACAAGACGUGGACGCCUUCUCCGGGAUGACGAGUUGAUGGACCAAGCAGGUCCUCAGAGCGGUGCAUUCGUCACCGUCUAUCCACGAGUCGCCCCUUCGAACCUCUACUGCGAAUGGGUCUCUUCGUCCGAGAAACAGGCGACAUUCCCACCCAUCGCAGACGCGCAGCCCCAGCCGCCCAAGCAGACCCUCGCCGAAGUCGUCGCAGAAGCACGCCGCGAAAAGUUCAUCUCCUGCUCUGUCGAGGACGCCUAUCUCGCGGUCUGGAACACCGUUUCGCGGCGCGAGUUCCUCGAGUGGCUGGUGUUUUCCGGCAGCAUCGCUGGCGUCAGCGCACUUUCAGCCCCAUGGAUCCGGAGCAAGAUUGAGAGUCUCAACUUGGCAGACCGAUCGAGAGAUGUCGCGACAAGCAUUCAACUCGGUGCCGCCCGUGCUUUGUCUUCUGCGGCGAACUGGCGAGGUGCCCUCCAGGAUGCUUCGGCAUAUGUAUCCCAACUCAUCGCGCCGACUGCUGCAAGCACCCUGACGGUCACAUCCGUUGUGACGGACUGGACCACGACGACCGCGCCGCAAGUCGUUGAAGCGACGACUCUUGCAGGAGGCGAGCCGAUGGAAGGUGUCACUUACUCCUCUGCUGCUUCUUCUCAGGGUUUUGUUUUCGACCACCUUCUCGAGGAACUGAGAGGAUUCAAAGGCCCCACCAGCCGACGAGUCAUUGCGCAAGACGACCCGGAUUAUACCAUGGUCGCGAGGCUCUUUAGCGAACAGAUGGGUUUCGUUCAACCGCCAACAAAAACAAGCUCCACUAGGGCCGCAACCCACACCGUCUCCUAG